GGGUGAUUGCCGGAUCUAAGACAGGAGGAGAAAUGGAAGCGAAUGAUUGCGAAGUAUCGGAGGUGGUAGAUGUGGUUAAGUUUUCGGAGCCCGAGGUUUGCACCAAGGGUCAGGAUAAAGAUGUGUCUGAGACAGUAGGAGUAACAUCUUUGGAAAAAGUGGACCUUUGCCUUUUGGCUGAUCCAUUUGUGGUUUCAGGCUGGGUGAAAACAGAGUUGGGUGCUGUGGAAUCAGUGAAGGUAAUCAGAAGUGGUCUUUUGAUAAUUGCGUGUUUCUGCUGGUCAGAUGGAGCAGGCGCUCCACGUUAAACGAAUGGGGACAAGAGAGGUGAAUUGUUUUGCUCUCAAGGAAAGGGUGCCAUUGAGAGGAGUGAUUACUGGGGUAAAUGUGAAAGUUGAGCAACUGAAGGUGAAGAUUCCGGGUGUUUGCGAUGCUCGUAGUUUGAUGCGACGCAGACAGGGUGGCGUGAGUGGUGAAACAGAGGAGUUGUUGUCUGUCCUUUUGAGUUUUGAUGUUCAGUCUUUGCCCAACGAAGUGAUGUUACGAUAUGUACGUUAUCCCGUAUGAGCUUUUGUGCCGAAUACAUUAUGUGGUUACAGGUGUCAACCGUAUGUGCAUGUGGCAGCAGUGUGUAGGAGGGAGGUUCCUAGGUGUGAGAAGUGUGCGUAAGGGCAUGAGACAAAGGCAUGUGUAGUAUUGGGGAAAGUAGUGGUACGUGUUAAUUGUAGGGAUACCCAUGGGGCUGGAGAUCAGAAAUGUCCACGAGAGAGGCAGGUUGAAGUUUCCAGGGUUAGAGUAGUGCAGAAGCUGUCUAUGCUGAGGCAGUGAAGAGGGUAAAGGAAGAUUGGUCAAGGGGGAUCAUGAGGAGUCGUGUGAGUUGUAGAGCUGUACCAGUGCAGAGGGAUAGUCCAACAAGUGAUAUAUGUUUCAGUAAGAUUGGAUUUUUAUCAUUUAUAGCAAUGGUUAUCAACUGUACUGCAGGAAUGGAACAUAAGUCACAGAAAAUUGAGGUGGUGGAGGCUGCUGCAGAGAGGUAUUUGGGUGUGCAAGACUUGACGUCAGAAGAGUUACAGGGUGUGUUAAGUAGGACUAAAUAUAUUUAAAUAGUUUGAGGGGGGUGGAGGUUAUUCUUUGUUUUUAUAUGGUAUUUGUUUAUUCUUUUUUAUUCAAGCAAAGUAUAAAGGAGUUAUACUCCAGUCUAGUUGGUGGCGGUAAUGCAACAUGUAUUGGAUGCCAAUCGCCAUUAAACGUCAUCGAAGAAGAAGGUACCUAAGAAGAAGUUUACGGAAAAUGGCCAGCUUUGGUAGGGUUGCUGGAGUUUUGAGAAACUUUUGGAGGAGACCUUGGUCAUACAGAACGCUGCAUAGUGCCCUGGGACCUGGCAUUUUGGGGUCUGUCGUUGGAAGCGGGCUGGUAUAUUAUCACUUUCAGCCGAGCAAGAGGUUUUUGCCCUUCACCGUCCAUGCCGAGGAGGAAAAGGUGCUUCCAGUAUACCAGAUGUCUGCCAGACGGAUGCGCUUCAACCAGUUUGCCUCAAUGAUGUAUGAUGAGGAGCUCUACAUGACACCAAGGGAUUUCCUCUUCUCAAUCAUGCUGGAGAAUGUUGACCGGAAAUUGCAAAAUAAAGCUCUAACCAAAAAGGAGGUGGAUAAGAUGCUGGAUGCUGCCUCACGGGCCAAGGCAGGCAACAGUCUGUUCAGAAACUUUGGAGACAAUGGUCUGAUAUCCUACACAGAGUACCUGUUCCUGUUGACUAUUCUGACCAAGCCACACACAGGAUUUCAUAUAGCUUUCAAAAUGCUUGAUAUUGAUGGCAAUGAGCAUGUGGACAGAAAGGAGUUUCUCAAGCUCAAGAAAAUCAUUGGGAAAAGAAAAGAUAAAGUGCCCAUGGAAGGUGCCACAGACGUGAAACCAGUCGUAGAGGGGGAUGGUGUGAACACUACACUGCAGGCAUUCUUCUUUGGCAGGAAUGGCAAAAACAAGCUUCAGUACAAUGUAUUCUGCAGGUUCAUGGAGGACCUGCAGGCGGAGGUGCAGGAGAUGGAGUUCCUGCAGUUUUCCAAGGGCAUGGACACCAUGCGGCGGGAGGACUUUGCAGAGUGGCUACUGCACUACACCAACGAGGAAGCCAACGAGGCCUACUGGGAGAACAUGAGGAAGAGGAUCCCCGCUGGCCAGAGCAUCACAUUUGAUGAGUUCAAAGCGUUUUGCCUAUUCACCAACAACCUGGAGGACUUUGCCUUCUCUGUGAAAAUGAUAAGUGAAGCCAACCGACCUAUUGGAAUGGUCCAAUUUAAGCGAGCUGUGAAGAUCGCCACGGGGCACGACCUCUCGGAGAACGUGCUGGACACUGUGUUCAAGAUCUUUGACCUGGACGGCGAUAACUGCCUGAGCCACAAGGAGUUUAUCGGAGUGAUGGAGGACCGAGUACUACGUGGCUUGAAGGUGCAGCCCCAGCGUGGCAUCAUAGAUUAUUGGAAGUGUGUGAAGAGGGAGACACUGAAAGGGGCCCAAGAGGCCCUCCGGGACACAGGAAGCCCUUUCUGAGGGGUCACGUUGUUGGAUCAAGAAGCUCCUUGCGAGGUUUCACUGGGUGACUCCAAUGAAAAGCAUUGAUGGCUGACCAUCAAGUUGCUUAUUAUCACUUGAUAUUUGUCAAUGAAAUAUAAACAUGGUCCUCAUGAACCAGAUCAAUAAGGGGUGAUACCAAAUUCUAUAUUUUUCAGGCUUCCUUUUUGUUUGUGAAAAUGUUAUUACAAUAUACAUAAUCUAUGGGUGUUUUGUUUACAAUAUUUUCUAAUUAGGCUUGGGCGAUAUACCGGGGUAUUGCCGAAUACCGACUAUAUGAUUUUCAAUACCGUGCUACGCCACUACUUAUAGUUAGCUAUAAGUUAAGUGUAACUAUAAGAAAUCGAAGAUAUCAAAUUAUAUCCAGCGUAGGGCUCCAGCUAUGCAUUUGGUUUGCUAGUGAAGUGGCUAGAUGUCAUGAUCAAGCUUCUUGGUUACAGCAGAGACAUUCAAUCCCCUCCUGGAUCAAGAUCCCUAGUGCCUAAAUUGUUUUGUGUCAAAAAAAGUAUUAAUCUUUUGGGCGCCACUUGUGUGAACAUUUAGCAAUACUGUAUACUUCGGUAUGGUACAGAAACGGUAUGAAAAUUAAAUACCGCCCAAUUCUAAUCCUGGAAAUUGGUUGUGACGCUUGGUACCAGUCUAUGCAUACGAGGAAUGUGAAAUGUGAGCUCGUUUGACAUUUAUUGAAUGUCUGUCACCUUUUUAUACCCUAUUUCGCUGCUCAAAUACAUUGUUUACAGUUAGAGGUGGUUUACUGUGGUAUCAUUGGAAUUUUAUUAAGUUUUAAAAUGCUGAAUCAUGGGAAAAGAUUUUAAAUAUGUGCCUGUCUUCAAAUGUCUAUGUGCUGUAAUAUAUUGGCACCUUUUCACAAUUCACUUAAAUACAUUGUAAUUUAGGACUUGUUGUUCACAUGUAUUUGAGAUUUUUCAAAGUCAAAUGGCCUGGACUAAAUUAUUCAAAAUUCUAAUUAAAUUGGUUGGAAUCAGGUUAUUCUCAUUAACGGUGUAAUUUCAACAGUGUAAAAAUAGCGUUUUGAACUUUCCUCCUUAGGAAAGUGCCAAUGAGUGCAACUGUACCUUUUUCUAAGAUGAAUUAAAUGUUUGAAAAAUG
Salvelinus fontinalis (brook trout) is the source of this 3678-nucleotide messenger RNA. Its product is annotated as calcium uptake protein 2, mitochondrial-like. NCBI's taxonomy places the organism in Eukaryota, Metazoa, Chordata, Actinopteri, Salmoniformes, Salmonidae. The record is from RefSeq and is a predicted model, not a curated record. Gene Ontology annotation, biological process: calcium import into the mitochondrion; mitochondrial calcium ion homeostasis. The coding region runs from base 1222 to 2547 and encodes 441 amino acids. Gene Ontology annotation, cellular component: uniplex complex. The transcript has 12 exons. Gene Ontology annotation, molecular function: calcium ion binding.